Messenger RNA from Rhodofomes roseus, 1504 nucleotides. RefSeq names its product P-loop containing nucleoside triphosphate hydrolase protein. Lineage: Eukaryota; Fungi; Basidiomycota; Agaricomycetes; Polyporales; Fomitopsidaceae. Gene Ontology annotation, molecular function: GTPase activity; GTP binding. The record is from RefSeq and is a predicted model, not a curated record. The transcript is spliced from 5 exons. The coding region runs from base 159 to 1286 and encodes 375 amino acids.
CGGACCGCCACCGCGAUAGGCUGUCGUACUACGCUCUGGUCCGAGCGCUGAGCUGUAGUCUCUCUGCCAUAAUACCCGACCUUGCAUUGCGUGCCCCGCCACCCCCGCCUCGCCCCCGCGGCCCUGCCCCUGCUUGCGACGGUUUCUUUCCCCCAGGAAUGGCCUAUGCACGCAACCCAUACUCCAAGUCCAGAUAUGACCAGGGCAUUGACGCGAAGAUCGUUAUUAUGGGCAACACAGGUGUUGGCAAGACCAGCCUGUUGCACAGAUAUACCCAGAACAAAUUCGAUCCUAAGAACACGACCUCUACGACGGGUGCAUUUUUCGUGACGAAGAAGGUCUACGUGGAUGGCAUCAAGGUGCGACUGCAGUUGUGGGAUACCGCAGGGCAGGAGAGGUUUCGGAGCAUGGCACCCAUGUAUUACCGGGGUGCAAACGCUGCACUCCUACUGUAUGAUAUCACCAAUGCCUCCAGCUUUGAUGACGUGCGAGGAUGGCUCGAAGAGCUCAAGAAGAAUUGCGAUCCUGACUUGAUAAUCUACAUCGUCGGUGCAAAAGCCGACCUUCAACAUAAACGGCAGGUCACCUCGGACCUCGCCCGUCUCUCCCUGCACACCUGGUUCCCUCCUCCCCGGCCACCCAGUCCACCACCUCCACCACCAUCAUCAACCUUCUCGUACAUUCGACCCCGCUUCACAUCAUUCCCUAGCAUGCGCUCCGCCUCUGCGGUGCCGCAGGCGAAACAGCCACUACCAUCGCCUCCGGAGCUCGAGGACACUAACCCGCGGGCGACUGCCAUGAAACGGUCUCAUACUACUGCGGUGACCCGGCCUCGCGCCAAAAGUGGUAGCCUUCUGAGUUUCCCUAGCGUGGAUCCUAGCAAGGAUGGCGCGAUCCGGUCCCCCGCUUCACGGCUUGAGACACAAUUCGGCUACCGGACCGCAGGCUGGAGUCAAGUAGCGGACGGGAGCAGCAACAGUAUGGACGAGGAAGAGGACGAGACAGAUGAAGCUAGCGAGCAAGAGUGGGGCCUGGACAAGGGAAUGGAACUGUUCGAAGUCUCUGCCAAGGAUGACACUGGUAUCCAAACACUCUUCGACUCCCUCAUGGGCGCCAUCAUAGCCAGAAGGGAUCGCAUCGAAGAAGAAAACGAAGUUAAGAAGAGAGAUAGCGUUUACCUCACCUGCCCUACAACACCGAUGUGGGCAGCCCAGGCCGAGGCCGAGGAGGCGCGCGAGAAGGCGCAACAAACAUCGGGAAGUUCGUGGAGCUGCUGCUCGACAUAACGACCCUGCCUUCGCGUCGCCCUGGUCCUGCCCGUCCUGCCCUGGUCUUCCUGAUAUUGCUCCCCCUCCACACCUCGUCUACACCGGACGUCCGGAAUGCUCAUCUCCCAUCCCUCUCCGCGACGAUUUCUGCCGAAUGUGCUCGCCUCCGCUUACGCGCCUAUCCUCUCAUGACCCCAUGGAUCUCACAUGCCCUCACGUCUUCCCAUCUCUGUUCG